Molecule: messenger RNA, 2727 nt
Organism: Ictidomys tridecemlineatus (thirteen-lined ground squirrel)
Lineage: Eukaryota; Metazoa; Chordata; Mammalia; Rodentia; Sciuridae
Source: RefSeq, a predicted model, not a curated record
AUGGAGCCUGGGUUCACAGGUGCCAGACUAGUGACUGGGUCCUCCGUGCUGGCCUGGCACCAGGUUCACUGGGACAGUUCUGGUCCUGGAGUGUGCAGAAAAGAACUUUUAAGUUUUCCAAUGUCUGACAGACUAAGGAAAGAAGAUAAGGGUGAACUAGCAGAAGCUGGUCAGAGGAGGCACCUUGCAUUCUGGCUCGGUUGCAAACGGGAAAAUCCAGAAAGAACCUUUGACUUGGUAUUGAAGGUGAAAUGCCAUGCCUCAGAAAAUGAAGAUCCUGUGAUAUUGUGGAAAUUCCCAGAGGACUUUGGAGACCAGGAAGUACUACAGAGCGUGCCAAAGUUCUGUUUCCCCUUUGACGUUGAAAGGGUAUCCCAAAAUCAAGUUGGACAGCACUUUACCUUUGUACUGACAGACAUUGAAAGUAAACAAAGAUUUGGGUUCUGCAGACUCACAUCAGGAGGCAAAAUUUGUUUAUGCAUCCUUAGUUACUUGCCGUGGUUUGAAGUAUAUUACAAGCUUCUAAAUACUCUGGCAGAUUACUUGGCUAAGGAACUGGAAAAUGAUUUGAAUGAAACACUCAAAUCACUCUAUAACCACCCAGUACCAAAGGCAAACACUCCCGUCACUUUGAGUGUGCAUUCCUACUUCAUUGCCCCUGAUGUAACUGGACUCCCAACAAUACCUGAGAGUAGAAAUCUUACAGAAUAUUUUGUUGCUGUGGAUGUGAACAAUAUGCUGCAACUGUAUGCCAGUAUGCUGCACGAAAGGCGCAUCAUUAUUACCUCUAGCAAAUUAAGCACUUUAACUGCCUGUCUCCAUGGAUCGGCUGCUCUGCUCUACCCAAUGUAUUGGCAACAUAUAUACAUCCCAGUGCUUCCUCCACACCUGCUGGACUACUGCUGUGCCCCAAUGCCAUACCUGAUUGGAAUACACUCCAGCCUCAUAGAGAGAGUGAAAAACAAAUCAUUGGAAGAUGUGGUUAUGUUAAAUGUUGACACAAAUACUCUAGAAUCACCAUUUAAUGACUUGAACAACCUGCCAAGUGAUGUGGUCUCGGCCUUGAAAAAUAAACUGAAGAAACAGUCUACAGCUACUGGUGAUGGACUAGCUAGGGCCUUUCUUAGGGCACAGGCUGCUUUGUUUGGAUCCUACAGAGAUGCUCUGAGAUACAAACCUGGUGAGCCUGUCACUUUCUGUGAGGAAAGUUUUGUAAAGCAUCGCUCAAGUGUGAUGAAACAGUUCUUGGAAACUGCUGUUAACCUUCAACUUUUUAAGCAGUUUAUAGAUGGUCGACUGGCAAAACUAAAUGCAGGAAGGGGUUUCUCUGAUGUAUUUGAAGAAGAAAUCAGUUCAGGUGGCUUUUGUGGAGGAAACCCAAGGUCAUAUCAACAGUGGGUACAUACAGUAAAGAAAGGAGGUGCACUGUUCAACACAGCAAUGACCAAAGCAACGCCUGCAGUACGGACAGCUUAUAAAUUUGCAAAAAACCACGCAAAGCUGGGAUUGAAGGAAGUGAAGAGUAAACUGAAGCACAAGGAAAAUGAGGAAGACUACGGGACCUGUUCUGGUUCGGUACAAUAUACACCAGUUUACACUUUACACAGUGAAAAGGGAGGAAACAUAGAAAAGCGUAAGCUUGCCCAGGCACGCUUAAAAAGGCCUCUUAAGAGCCUUGAUGGUGUUCUAUAUGACGAUGAGGAGGACGACAUUGAAAGAGCAAGCAAGUUAUCUUCUGAAGAUGGUGAGGAAGUUUCUACUUAUUUUUAUGAAAGUGAUGACUCUGUUGAAACAAAAGCAAUGAUUCCUUAUCCAGGUGAAAUGGACUUGUUAGGAGAGAUCCUCGACACACUGAGCACACAUAGCUCAGAUCAAGGAAAGCUGGCAGCUGCAAAGAGCUUGGAUUUCUUUAGAUCAAUGGAUGAUAUUGAUUACAAACCUACGAAUAAAUCCAAUGCUCCUAGUGAGAAUAACCUGGCUCUCCUAUGUGGUGGUUCUGGUGAUCAAACAGAGUGGAAUCUCGGGCAGGAUGAUAGUGCUCUCCAUGGUAAACACCUCCCUCCAUCUCCCAGGAAGAGGGUUUCCUCUAGUGGCUUGACAGAUUCUCUCUUCAUCCUAAAAGAGGAAAACAGUGAAAAACACCUCAGUGCUGACAAUAUGAGUAGCCCUACUGUGGUGGAAAAGCCAGAUCUUACUGCAGGAUUGAGUUUUCCAAUAGCUGUCACUGAAGUAUCCCAGACUGAUAAAGGAAGAAGAGAAAAGAAAGAAACACUAAGCCAGAUUUCAGAUGAUCUGCUUGCGCCCAGCCUUGGGCAAUGUCCAUCUACUUUCGUUCCUUGGGAGAAAGAAGGGAAAGUCAAAACAACUUCAGAAGAUAUUGGACUGCUCCAUGAAGUAGUGUCAUUAUGUCACAUGUCAUCUGACUUCCAACAAGGUUUAACCAUUUCAGAAGAAAGUACAAGGGGAAACCAAGCUUAAGUCACCAAUUAAGGGUCAUUCACUUGCAUCUAAGCUUCUAUGGAAACAUUUUGGGAUUGCCUGAAAUUUAUGUAGUAAACAAAAUCAUUUGUAGGAAUGAUAACUCUUGCUACUAUUUAAUUUUUUUUUAUUUGGAACAAACAUUUCCCCCACUUGUUCAUCUUGUGGAUAUGUAUGUUAUCCAUCGAUUUUAAAAUGUAAAGUGAAUUCGUCUACUGUGCUAUUAAAUCAGGUACUAGUUUGUAUGUA